Cryptococcus deneoformans JEC21 is the source of this 1283-nucleotide messenger RNA. RefSeq lists its product as hypothetical. NCBI's taxonomy places the organism in Eukaryota, Fungi, Basidiomycota, Tremellomycetes, Tremellales, Cryptococcaceae. The coding region runs from base 109 to 1191 and encodes 360 amino acids. The record is from RefSeq and is a predicted model, not a curated record. The transcript is spliced from 3 exons. Gene Ontology annotation, cellular component: cytoplasm.
AGCAUAAUAUAAUCUUCAAUUCAUUUUCGUCUACCGAUCGUAUCAUAGCAUUUCCAAGUUCACAGCCGCUACUCCAUUGUACCCAGCCGCUCUUCAGUCUAUCCCGAAAUGUCUUACAAGCCCCCAACGGGCCCUCCACCCAACCGCAAUACCAGCAACAAUCCUUUUGCCGAUGGCGGUUCUGCCAGUUCAAGCAAUGCAAACCCAAUUCCGGCACAAGGUCUUCCAGAAGACCAAAUACCUUCAGACCCCCCACCGGCCUACACCCCCUCAGCAAACAUGUCCGGAUCGACCACAGUUGCGUCAGGACCAUCGCAUGUAGACUUCUCAGGUCCCCCACCGAUGCCAGAUAGAAUUGCCAACCAGCAAACAGGAGUCGGAGUGAAUGUAACAGGGGUCGGGAUGGGGUACGGUCAUGGAGGCGGACAUCAUGGAUGGGGAGGGGGAUCCGAAGACUACUCUGGACCUACAAACACCGAAGGGCUGAGCAAGCCGCAUCUACCACCUCGUAAUAAUUCAUCGGCAUCAAGCCGGCCGCCGCCUCCCCUCCCUUCUCGAGCACAGCCGCAGAACUUGACGCCGACCGAAGUGCCAACACCUGGUAGGCCUCUGUUGCGCAGAGGGCAACUUCUUGUCUAUCCUAAAGGCCACUGGUGUCCCAAGUGCCAGAAUACAGGGUACAAAUCAUCGGACCCAUCUAAUCCUCACGAGAGCGACUGGAGAAAAUACGGUAAACCGUAUAACUCGGCGCUCGCCCAUUCGUACACUAGUAUGAUAUCCAACUCCGACCCCGCUCAAGGUGUCAACGCCAGCACGGCAGCUUCAUCCAACUUUCAGCGCCCUCUUCCCUCUUACUCCCCCGCAGGUAGCUCCAGCGCCGGAUCUAAUACGUAUGCGCAUUUGCCACCGCCUCCAGGAAAGUGGAACACGUAUCCGGGUCAGAGCACCCCUCGUCCACCUCCACCUCCACCCCCUCCCAACUGGGGCGCACCACCAAUGCAGGGGCAACAGGUUUUCGUUCAAAGAUCAGCCGGUCCUGUUCCUCCAGGAGCAUUAGUAGUUAGACCAGGUGAUCCUCGGAUUGGUGGACAACUAUGUUGGAGAUGUAGUGGCUCAGGGAGAGAAAUAAGUUUCUUUGGAUUUGACGACGGUAGAUGCGGGGAAUGUAGAGGGCUAGGAAGGUUGUUCUAAUUGUUCUGAUUAGAAGUUCAUGUCUUUAGAGACGACCAAGCAUUGUGCGCCCGUACCAGAUUACAAGUCUUGAUAUACAUGAUUAUAUGUAG